Messenger RNA from Arctia plantaginis, 459 nucleotides. Lineage: Eukaryota; Metazoa; Arthropoda; Insecta; Lepidoptera; Erebidae. The record is from the annotation of a GenBank genome assembly.
AUGAGGUGCGCUGUUUUGUUCGCGUUGAUACAUUUUGUUGUGGCAGAUCCUAAAUAUAUCACUCGGAAACUUUGUAAAGAUGUUGACUCCAGCCAGUGUACAGUACACAGUGUGAUAAUAGACCCAUGUGUCCAAGGCGUGGGCUUCUGUACUAUGAAGAUAAACAAGAAUUAUGCCGUUACUUUAGAUGUGGUACCCCGUUUCUCUGCAUCGAAGUUGAAGGUGUCUAUAAAAGCCGAUGUAAACAAUAAUGGUAACUUCACAACUACAAUUAAAGUUCCUUCUGACGCCUGUGAUAUGAUGUAUUGUCCGCUACAAUCUCAGGAGAGACGGAUAUUCGACGUCUACAUGAACUUGGACAAAAAAGCAUCGGGUAAAUUCCCAGUCGAAGUGAAGCUCUGGAAUGAAGACAACGAAUCACAGGCAUGCUGCGUCAAUUUCAACGUCAAAGUCAAAUGA